Messenger RNA from Amphiprion ocellaris (clown anemonefish), 2441 nucleotides. It is a transcript of the gene pcolce2b, whose product is annotated as procollagen C-endopeptidase enhancer 2b. The transcript has 9 exons. The record is from RefSeq and is a predicted model, not a curated record. Bases 99 to 1430 code for a protein of 443 amino acids. Gene Ontology annotation, molecular function: protein binding. Lineage: Eukaryota; Metazoa; Chordata; Actinopteri; Pomacentridae.
ACAGACGCUAUAUUCAUCUGCUGGAGCUUGCAGUUGCUGAAACUCCCUGCAGGAACUCCUGGGUACUUUUCCCCCACCGUUUGAGCUGCUGUAGCACAAUGCCAUUCAUGCCACGGAGCGAAAACAGGCGAAGCUCCUGCUCCGUUUACCCAACAAUGUGGAGAACAUGCAGUCUUUUUUGCGCAUGGACUCUACUAUUCUUGACAGAAGUCUGUGCGCAGUCCCAGCGGAGACCAAUCUUCACAUGUGGAGGAAACAUCACAGGGGAGUCUGGAGUAAUCGGGAGCCAGGGCUAUCCAGGAGUUUACCCUCCAAAUACCAAAUGUGUGUGGAGAAUCACAGUCCCUGAGGGCAGGGUGGUGGUAUUAUCAUUCCGCUUUAUUGAUCUGGAGAAUGACAACCUGUGUCGCUAUGACUACGUGGAUGUUUACAGCGGCCAUGUCAGUGGGCAGAGGCUCGGUCGCUUCUGCGGGACGUUCAAGCCAGGGGCCCUUGUUUCGACAGGCAACAAGAUGCUCCUGCAGAUGGUUUCUGAUGCCAACACUGCUGGGAGUGGUUUCCUUGCUGUUUUCUCUGCUGCUCACCCACAUGAGAGAGGGGAUCAGUACUGUGGAGGCAGACUGGACAAGCCCUCUGGGACUUUUAAAACACCCAACUGGCCAGAAAAGGACUAUCCAGCUGGUGUCACCUGCUCCUGGCAUAUAGUGGCACCAAAGAACCAGAUUAUCGAAGUGAAGUUUGAGAAGUUUGAUGUGGAGCGAGAUAACUACUGCCGCUACGACCAUGUCUCAAUUUUCAACGGGGCAGAAAUAAAUGACGCAAAGCGGAUUGGAAAAUACUGCGGAGACAGCCCCCCAGCGCCGGUGUUCUCAGAGGGGAAUCAGCUGCUGAUCCAGUUCCUGUCUGAUCUCAGUCUAACCGCUGAUGGAUUCAUUGGACACUACAAGUUCAGACCAAAGAAAUUCCCCACUACAACAAUACCACCCACCACCACCACUCAGCCCGUCACCACCAGGCCCAUACCGCUGAAGUACUCUGUUGCCCUUUGCCAGCAGAAAUGUAAAAGACGAGGAACACUUGAGAGCAAUUACUGCUCCAGCAAUUUUGUGAUAACUGGGACUGUCAUUACCGCGGUGAUUAGAGGAGGAAGUAUGUACGCCACCAUUUCUAUCAUCAACGUGUAUAAAGAAGGAAGUCUGGCAAUCCAGCAGGCAGGAAAGACAAUGAGCACCAAGAUCAUUAUCCUGUGCAAGAAGUGCCCGUUUAUCAGAAGAGGUUUUCUUUGUGUGACCUCACCAGGCUUGAACUACAUCUUCAUGGGCCAGGUGGACGAGGAGGGCCGGGGAAAAAUCGCCCCGCACCACUUUGUCAUGGCGUUUAAGACGAAGAACCAAAAAGGACUGAACGUUCUGAAAAACAAGCAGUGCUGAGUUCCAGUAGCUCUGAGGAUCUCCGUGGAACCGCUCUGCCCGAGGCUCAGCUGUGGAUGGAAACAAUUAAGCUAAAAAAAAACAAAAAACAAACUCUCCUUCUCAACAAAAACAACAACAGAAAACACAGAAUCUGCAUGAUUCAUUCAUUUAAGGGGAGCUGAGAUUGGCAUGUUGUUAAGUUUUGGGAACAAACAAGAAAAUCAGAAAUGUGUCUUCUGUUAAAAAAGAGCUGUCUGUCAAUCUGUUUUGCAGCCUCAGUUUAAUCAGCUGCAAAAUUAGUUGAAAUUUCCACCUCUAUUCUCGGACCGUUCCCUGCGUAGUCACAUUCCUGUCACGCUCCGAGCAGGGAAUUAAAUUGUAGCCAGUAACUGGAGCCAAAACUGGGGAAUAGUACAGCGAUUCAUGGACAUGUUUCAUAAGUCAAACAUUACUUGAAUUGUUUAAGAAUUUCACAGUACACAUCUGUUCUGACAUCGCAUAGUGGCGCUUUUACCCUCAAAUUAUUUUCUAUUCUGUGUUUCAGUUUUUCCCUUUGAGGCUGUAGAGCACAGUGUGGAUAAAGACUCUAAUGCAGUAAACAAAGAUAUCUGUCUGGCAGAAUAGUCUUAAAUUUUAUGAUUAAUAUCAAUGGGGGGAUUUGUUGCAGCUGAUUGUUGUAGUUUUAAUGACGGUGUAGCAGCCUGCCAUUAAUUUCCUGUGUUCAGUUUUAAUGGGCAGGUUUGGAAGUUUUAAAAUGUGGUGAUUAAAGUGCAAUAUUUAAUAUAUACAUGAUUCUUUUAAAAGGAUUUUCUGCUGGUUUUAUGUGAAACAAAUGAGGAUCUUCCUAGCUGAAGCUUUUUUUUUCUUUAGUUUGUUUAUGGAUGCAAAGCACCGCCGUCAUUCACUUACUGUCAUUGUUUUUAAAAGGCAAAGACAUGAAAUGAAAACUAUUUUCAUAUGAAAAAGUCUAUGAAUAUUAUUUAUAUUUUAUUGUGUUCAUCUGCCCAAAUAAAAACUCCUUCAACAUUU